UUUGAAGUAUAUAAGACAUGUCAGUGGCACCAUAUGCAAUAGAGAACUCAGCAAUCACCUUGGAGCAUCUCAAACCACAACUUGAAGCAACAAAGAUGACCGGAGCUGCUGUGCCCGUCUGCUUUCUUUUUCUUCUGUCUGUAUGCUCAGCCUGUUACAUCUCCAACUGUCCUAUUGGUGGGAAGAGGUCCAUCAUAGAUGCACCACUGCGGAAGUGCAUGUCCUGUGGCCCUGGAGACAGGGGCCGCUGCUUCGGCCCAGGUAUCUGCUGUGGGGAGGGUCUCGGCUGCCUGCUGGGCUCCCCAGAAACAGCUCACUGUGUGGAGGAGAACUACCUGCUGACUCCCUGCCAGGCAGGAGGACGACCCUGCGGAUCUGAGGGAGGACGCUGCGCUGCUUCAGGACUCUGCUGUGAUGCAGAGAGCUGCACCACUGACCAGUCCUGCCUCAUGGAGGAGGAAGGAGACGACCAAAGCAGCCAAUUCGAAGGCAGUGACCCCGGUGACAUCAUCCUCAGGUUCCUGCAUCUGGCUGGCCACACUUCUCCUCACCGAAUCCACCAAUGAGAUGCUCCUGACGCCAGCGUCUCACUGGGAAGUCUCCAGCUGCAGGGACAAAACGGGACUCGUAGAUCAUUUAGUUGUAUUUCUCUGUUUGUCAUCAUUCUGAUUUUGCUCUUUCCCUCGCGGAGUACGUCUGUAGAGUGCCUUUGUCAAUAUAUUUUUAUGUAUGAAAACAGGGAUGAAUACUGACAGUGAUCAUCCAGAUAUGUGCAUUGCUGAAAUAAAGUUUUGAGAGAGUAUAAA
Amphiprion ocellaris (clown anemonefish) is the source of this 806-nucleotide messenger RNA. It is a transcript of the gene oxt, whose product is annotated as oxytocin. The transcript is spliced from 4 exons. Lineage: Eukaryota; Metazoa; Chordata; Actinopteri; Pomacentridae. Gene Ontology annotation, molecular function: neurohypophyseal hormone activity. Gene Ontology annotation, cellular component: secretory granule; extracellular region. The record is from RefSeq and is a predicted model, not a curated record. Bases 18 to 566 code for a protein of 182 amino acids.